UUUCAGGCUUGUACGGGACUCCCGCGCACGCGCAUACAUUCACGCGCGUGUUUCAUGACUGCUUUACUUUCCCCAAGUUCUCUAUUGCAUUCCCUAGGGUUUAGGCACGAAGGAACACACUCUUAACACUGUCCUUUCCCUCCCGAAGCUCCACCGGAUUUCCUCCGCGGUGGUUCAGUAAAUCAGCCACCAUGGAACUUGCUGGGAACGAGUUCGAUAGGAUACUGUUUUUCGAGCACGCUCGGAAGACCGCCGAGGCCGCCUACGCCAACAACCCUCUCGAUGCCGAGAACUUGACGAGGUGGGGUGGAUCUCUGUUGGAGCUGGCUCAGUUUCAGAGCGUUGCAGAUUCUAAGAAAAUGAUUCAAGAUGGAAUGAACAAGUUUGAGGAGGCCUUGUUGAUAAACCCCAAGAAGCAUGACACCUUAUGGUGCUUGGGAAAUGCUCAUACGUCACUUGCAUUCUUAACCCCCGACGAGGAGGAAGCAGAUGUAUAUUUCAAGAAGGCAGCUGCCUACUUUCAGCAAGCUGUUGAUGAGGAUCCAUCCAAUGAGUUGUACCUCAAAUCUCUAGAAGUGGCUUCUAAGGCACCAGAUUUGCACGCGGAGAUCCAUAAGCAUAGUUCAAUAGGCGGUCAGCCAAUUGAGUUCAACAAACCUGACACGGGAGGACCUUCCACCUCAACAAGCACAAGGGGUACGAAGAAGAAGAAUAAGAACACUGAUUUUACUUACGACGCAUUCGGGUGGGUAAUUCUGGCUGUUGGGAUUGUCGCCUGGAUCGGGUUCGCUAAAUCCCAGAUGCCUCCCGCCCCUCCACCAGCUCCCCGGUAAGACAGCUUCGGUUCUUCCAACCUGGAAAGCAUGUCUUUUGGAGGCUGGCAACGGAGCUGCUCCUGCUGCCAAGGGGAAUCAAAUGAAAUGUAGUGGUCCGUCUAUUUAUUGCCUAAAUUUUGACUUUUUUGGUAGCAUAUAUUUUUCUAUCGGUGUAGACUUGAUAAUAAUGAGUUCCAAGAGUUGUUAUCAUCACUUCUGUGGUUCUUGUGUUGCCAUAUUGGUUCUUUAGGUAAAAAGAAAAAACCUCUAUGUAGGAAUUGGCUUGGAUGGAUCGAUGGGGAUUGUAUGCUGGAUGUCAUUUUCUUUCCGGUUUAACAUCGAGACGAUGAAAUUCUAUUAAUUCAUCAUCUGAUUUUGGCCGUCGAUGGAAUGUGACCCUUUAUAUCGUUUGGAUGGUCGAGUUUAUUGACGAUGAAAUUUGGUUCCGAUG
Messenger RNA from Linum tenue, 1266 nucleotides. The record is from the annotation of a GenBank genome assembly. NCBI's taxonomy places the organism in Eukaryota, Viridiplantae, Streptophyta, Magnoliopsida, Malpighiales, Linaceae.